GAUAUGGUUGUUCUUGCUGCAACCGCCUUGACAAAGAGGUCUUUUUACUCUGUUCGGGAGAAUAAUGUGAUUGAAACUAUCUUAUCCCUUGAUCCAGAUUCUUAUUAUUGCACCAUUGAUGGACAGAUCAUUUCUGAUUUUUGUCAAAGAUGCCAGGAAUUUCCUGGAGAUACGUUGUUCCAACUUCAUUUUCGCUUGUUUGGGGGGAAAGGAGGGUUUGGAUCUCUUUUGCGCUCAUUUCGUGUUAAUAAAAGUACGAAUCAACUGAUGUGCCGAGACCUCAAUGGUCGCCGUCUCGCUUCUAUCGAUGAAGAGCAGAAAUUAAAGAAAUGGAUAGAAAGAGCUGCAGAGCGUGAGAAAGAAAAAAUAGCUAAGAGAAACGCAAAAUACGAGAAAUUAAAAUCCGGGCCACCCAAACAUAUGUUCAAUGAUCCCGACUAUAUCCGUCAAAAGGAAACUAUAAUAGAGAAAACAGAAGAAGCAUUUGAGCAAGGUAUGCAUGAAGAACAAGAGAAGAAAGCAAAUCCUGUUGUCGAAUCUUCUUCGGAUUCUGACUUCGACAUUGAUGAUUUACCUGGCGGAUUGAAGACGGGAAGAAAACGAAAAGCGAAACCAGCGUCUACAGUGGAUGUGAAACUGCCAAAGUUUUUAUGGAACUAUGUUGCAUGCAUCAGUUGUAGCGAUGAGGAGGCUGAAUCCGAUUCUGAUUCUGACGAGAACGACGUCGAUCCUGAGUUGCUGAACGAGAUAAAAGAGUAUUUCUCAGCUAGAGAUGCUAAGCUUGGCCCACUAGGGACUAACGAGCCAUGCAGUUCAAAAAUUGGAGAUACUGUGAGCGAUGCAACCAACGUGACGCAACAAGAACAUGAGGAGACUUUUACGGAAAUACCUGCACAAGAGGAGAAACUGACAAAAACCGCUGCCAAAGAAACUUCGUUAGAAAAUUUACAAGAAGAAACAACUCAGGAGACUUCUGCGAAUGCAACAUUACCCAAGGAGCCAAAAGAAAAGAAGAAGCACAAAGAAUCGAAAAAAGAAGCUGUGGAACCACAAGAGUUCGUAGAAGUCGACUUAACGAAAUACGAAAGUGCCACGGAGUUGGAAGCGUUGGGUUUGCAACAUCUUAAGCACGCACUUUUAGGUCAGUUCAACAUUAUCUUCUUAGUUUUUUGA
Molecule: messenger RNA, 1173 nt
Organism: Strongylus vulgaris
Lineage: Eukaryota; Metazoa; Nematoda; Chromadorea; Rhabditida; Strongylidae
Source: the annotation of a GenBank genome assembly